This is a messenger RNA of Xenopus tropicalis (tropical clawed frog), 2657 nucleotides long. RefSeq names its product secretion associated, Ras related GTPase 1B (gene sar1b). Gene Ontology annotation, biological process: intracellular protein transport. Lineage: Eukaryota; Metazoa; Chordata; Amphibia; Anura; Pipidae. Gene Ontology annotation, cellular component: Golgi cisterna membrane; endoplasmic reticulum membrane; lysosomal membrane. Gene Ontology annotation, molecular function: G protein activity; GTP binding; GTPase activity. The record is from RefSeq and is marked provisional.
GUAAGUUCAGUGGUGCCGUGCAGAGGUUGUGGCAAUGGGGGAGGAGGCUGCAGAAUUCCAGAAAUCUGUGUUGGGGACAGACUAAACCAUCUGCAGCGGAUUGCAGGACAGGAUCCCCAGCCUCUUCUCUCUCAAGGUGCAAGCUUCACUGAUUUCUGAACAUGUCCUUCCUGUUUAGUUGGAUCUCCAGUGGUUUUAGUGGUGUCCUUCAAUUUUUAGGAUUAUACAAGAAAACUGGGAAAUUAGUAUUUCUAGGUUUGGAUAAUGCUGGAAAGACAACCCUGCUCCAGAUGCUUAAGGAUGGGCGGAUGGGACAGUAUGUUCCUACUCUACAUCCAACAUCUGAGGAGCUGACCAUUGCCGGAAUGACAUUUACAACAUUUGAUCUUGGUGGACAUACCCAAGCUCGUAGAGUGUGGAAAAACUACCUUCCUGCCAUUAAUGGCAUUGUGUUUCUUAUUGACUGUGCGGAUCAUGAUCGGCUAUCGGAAUCUAAAAGAGAACUUGAUGCAUUAAUGGCUGAUGAAACUAUAGCCAAUGUUCCAAUCCUGCUUCUUGGCAACAAGAUCGACCGACCUGAAGCUAUAAGUGAAGAGAGGUUACUGCAUCUAUUUGGAAUCUAUGGACAGACAACAGGCAAGGGGAAAGUGCCACAGAAGCAGCUGGCAAACAGACCUCUGGAAGUCUUCAUGUGCAGCAUUCUGAAGAGACAAGGCUAUGGGGAAGGCUUCCGAUGGUUAUCACAAUAUAUUUAUUGAUGACAAGCUGUAUAUUAAAUCCCACCAUUUAUUUAACUGUCCUGGAUCUAUAACUCGUGAUUGACUUAUUUUCAGCAAGGCAGCGCUGCAGGUUCAUACAGAAAAACUGCCGCCAUUUUUGGAGUCUGAUCUACACAGUGGGCUUUGCAGAUCCCGUUACUCUGCUUUCAUACACAGAAAUACAGGAGCCAAGUUAUUCUAUAAAACAUGAUAAAAGAACCAAAAGGCAUCUAUUUGUAGCCGCUAUUUGUUAUACAUGUUAGCAUUUCCGCUGGCAUUACACAGAUUAUAUUAUAUUAAUGUACUUUACAUCAUCAUUUAAAACAAAACCCACUUUUUGGCCAAUGUGUCCUUCAAAAAUGUCCCACCUUAACUUUAUAGCAAACUUUGCUUCACAGAUCAUUUGUUUCUAAAAAUUGUAUAUUAGGUGCAAACAAUCCAAAAACGUGAAUAUUAAACCUCAGCAGCUAAGAGCUUGGGAGUUUAUGUAGAAGUAAUUUUUUCAAUUCAAUUUAGAUUUUUUUGAGUUUGUUUUCAUAUGCAAACAAAUUGAUAAAUAAGCCCACAAGUGGAUCAGCAGCUCGUCACCCUAUAGGGCUCCUAUAUGAACUCUAUUCAUAGGUGCGUGUAUAUAAUGGAGUUUUACAUGAACGAAUGAAGCAAAAAGGAAAACUGCUUGCCAUUAGUGGGUACUAGAAUUAUUAACCAGUAACAAACAUCCCUAACAAUGCAAUGUCCAUUUAGGCUCCAGUCUAAUGAAGUAGAACAGUAGAUAUUUCAAGAAUAGUAAAUAUUAUUGACUUGGGGCAAAGAAUCCUACAAAAGUUAGCUUAUUUAUUUAUUCAUUCACACCUAGAAAUUACAGUGAGUACAGGUAUGGGACCCAUUAUCCAGAAUGCUCGGGACCUGGGGUUUUCCAUAAUUCGGAUCUCCUACCUUAAGUCUGCUAAAAACAUUAUUUAAACAGUAAUUAAACCCAAUAGGGCUGUUCUGCCCCCAAUAAGGGGUAAUUAUAUCUUAGUUGGGAUCAAGUACAGGUACUGUUUUAUUAUUACAGAGAAAAGGGAAUCAUUUAACCAUUAAAUAAACCCAAUAGGGCUGUUCUGCCCCCAAUAAGGGGUAAUUAUAUCUUAGUUGGGAUCAAGUACAGGUACUGUUUUAUUAUUACAGAGAAAUGGGAAUCAUUUUUAAAAAUGUGAAUUAUUUGAUUAAAAUGGAAUCUAUGGGAGAUGGCCUUUCUGUAAUUCAGAACUAUCUGGAUAAUGGGAUUCCGAUACCUGUACACUACAUAUAAAGAUUUUUACUUUUUAUCAUAUUAUUUGUCCUCUAAACCUUUUGACACUCGAUAAACAAAAUACCUGAAAAUACCAGACACGGACUGUGCAAAUUACUGCAUUCCAGGAUCACUGACCCCAAAAGACAGGGAUUCUGGUAGGUUGGGGUGUAACUGGACAUGGUUGGGGCAGAUCAAGGGCAGCACCUAUAUUUUUUAUUCCAACAUUUUGCACAUUUGUACAAGAGUAAAGAAGCUCUUUGCAAUGUAUUGAAAGUGGCUAAACAUUGGGGGAUUGCUAAUAAUUCUUCUACCGUACUAUUUGUUUACUUUACUGGUGAAGUGAAUAAUGGAUAUACACAACAGUUAUUUGUUAUUAUGCAUAUUAAAGAUGACACAUUAUGGCAAGGAACCUAUUUCAUUGGUUGCUAUAGUUUCAUAAUUAACUGACAACAUAGAUAACAUAGAAUUUUAUACUGUUAUAGGCAUUUAUGAAUCCCAGGGCUUCUGGGAAAUAUGUUCACAGAGAAAAGAAAUGUAUAUUUUAUUACAUAUAUUUUGCAUGCAUAAAAUGAUUUUAUUUUAAAUAUUCUAAGCAAUAAACUACAAAGGCUGGAUCUCUUUAA